AUGUCUCUUUCUUCAAAUGAUUAAUUAGAAAUAGAUGAUUCAGCUGAGUAUUCCUAUCCUAAAUCUCCCAAAUCCAAAAAGAUUAAGAAAUGUGAAUCACUUUCUCCAAAAAAGAAUUCUGGUCAUUGGACUCAAGAAGAACAUUAAAAAUAUUUAAAAUUCCUUGAAGAUCAUGCAAAUAUCAAGAAAAAUAAUAAAAUAUUUAAACCUAUGAGUGAUAUCAUUGGAACUCGAUCACCUAGUUAGUGUAGGUAAAAAUAAUAUUAUUGUAGAUCUCAUCAUUAAAAAUUCAAUCCAUUAUCACCAAUGGUUUAGAAGAAAAGUCUCAAACUUUAACAAACAACAUAAUUAAUUACAUCUACACUAAAUGAAGAUUCCUAUCAAUACAAAGAAGAUGAUUGUCUUAAUCGUAGAUUGGUCUAACUUAUAAUUUUUGAUGAAGACGAACUACUAAAUCAACCUUAAUAAUUUAAUUUAGAUGAUUUUUUCUGA
Molecule: messenger RNA, 492 nt
Organism: Paramecium pentaurelia
Lineage: Eukaryota; Ciliophora; Oligohymenophorea; Peniculida; Parameciidae
Source: the annotation of a GenBank genome assembly